CCCUUCCUCAUCGCUCAAACGGGCAUCUUGCAGCGGAACAGCCCUGGAUGUCGAAUACACACCCUAAUGCUUCUAGCCUCUGACCCCGCAAGUCGCCGCUGGCGGCAUUCUGCUCUCUUCGUCUCUGAGGUCAUGGACUGCUCUCACCCACACCACCCUCUCGACAAGUGUCGACAUGGAGUGUGAGAGGGUCCUCCGUCUCCGUCUCCCGGCAAUGCACAUGCUACAACCAUGGGAUUGCUGGAGCUAUGUGAUUCUGUCCCCCGGCCGGGCCCCUCCCCUCCAUCUCAUCACCUCCCCUCAGCCAGCCAUAUCCAUAAUCCAUACCAUACGCAUCCAUGAUCCAGCACCUGGGCCCUUGUUGGUCUUGACAUAUGUACUUCCCAGCAAAGCAGAUCCCAACAAGCUAAAGUAGAGUUGGACCGACAGGACCGGCCGGCCGGCAGAAGGGCCGCAUCUCUUACUUCCUAUGUACUCCCCCGUCCCACUCUUCUCCAUCCGUACCUAUCUCUGAGCUCUCUCUUGCUCUCUUCUGUGCGUCUCGUGUUUCUCUCUCACUCUCUCUCUCGCUUGCCCCCUUCUAGUCCCCUUCUUUUGCUGCUUUUGCUGCCCGGUGGUACGACGGAUCGACUGGCAACUCGUCCACGUACGCCUCUACGGAUACAUCCAUCCACCUUGGCCUUCGCCUUGCCGUCAAUAACCUGACCUGCAGGCCCGGCCACCGCACCCGCAUCCCCCGUCCCAUUCAUUCCCCCUUCUCUCCUCGGACACGGCCGACCUCCAAUCAACCUACCCACCACCCCCUUGAAGACUCACUUUGUUGCUAAUGCAUCCGUGAGCUGACACAUCCGGGGAAGGGCUUCCGGCAACAGAACCCAGAACCCAGAAAUACCCCCCCCUUCCGAGUCCGUAGAGAGCCUCAAUGAACCUUUUUCUUAAACCAUCGACCCAAACGGCGUCGUCUCCCCGUCGUCCACGGUCCCCGUCCGCCCGUACGCCGUCCGCUAUCAUCCCGGCAAUGGCUUUCGCAUCGUCGCCCGUUGACUCGCCGUCGUCCUCCUUCUUCGCCGCCGCCGCUGCCGCCCCGGACCUUGACGGCCUCGCCCAGGCGCCAGCGUCCGUCGCUCGCGCCAUCCUCGUGGCUCUCUGCGAUGACCGACGGGUUCGAGCCCAGGCGUUGAGACAGCUUGAGCGGCUGCUACGCUUUGAGGCCGAUGUCCGCGAAGAAGAGGAGGAAGACGGUGCCAAGAAAAGCCCCAAUUCCAUCUCAAGUCCGUCAAAUCCAAAGAAGAGAAAGGCAACCGGCGAGCCCAAGAUCUGUGUUCAGUGCGACGGCAUCUUCACGUCCGACGAGAACAGCUUUGGUUCAUGUUGGUACCACUCAGGCGAGCUAGAACUUUGGGAUGAGACGCAAAUACCACCAACAAUCUGGGACGACGUAUCGUCAGACGAGCUAGACACAGAUUCCAACCGCUUAGAGUAUCCCGCAGCGUUUCGAUGGUGCUGCUGCCAGAGGCUAGGCGACAGGCAAGGCUGCGUGCGCGGCACGCACGAGGCCAACCCGGACAGGAGUAAAAAGGGCCGCGGCAACGAGCUGUCCGAUCUUGAGGACGAUCCGCUGGAGCUCGACGACACCUCAUCGCAGGAGCUGGGACCGCCGCCGCAUCAACAGCACUACACGAUCUCGAACUCACCGACGGACGCUGGCCACAAGGCGACGACGGCAACGAUGACUGUGAGGACGGCAGCCGCAACGACGACAACGCACCAUCACCACCAACAGCAAUGACGUUCGAAAAAGGUUUUCUUGGAUUGUUUAUUAUUUUAAGGACAUGUUUAUUGUCCAUGUCAGAAACGAACUCGCUUCCAUGGUUCCCCUCCUUUCGGCCUUUCGGACGAGGCUGGUUUUGGUAGACCGGUCAAGGAAAUUAUUACGGUUUCGGUCAAUCGGAUGGGCUCCCGGCCUCCCGACCGAUGGUGGUCGGUCAACCGGUCGACAAGGCCACGCGAGAUUGAAAUGGAUUUUUUUAAGGUGCUGGCAGGGCUGUGAACAGACUCGAAGGGAGUCAAAGCGGCACAAGUUCUAAAAAACCGGAGCGGAGCGGAGCGAAGCAAAGCAAAGCAUUUUCCUAGGAGAAGGGGGAGGCAUAGCAUUUGGCAAGUUUGAUACAACAAGACAUUUGAUGGAUGAAGCGAGCAAGCAACAUUGAAGUUGGUCGGACAAGAAAUUGGAGGGGGCGAUGCUACUGUACUUUGGGGGCAGCUUUUUUGCCCAACCGGCCACUUUAUGCCCGACUUAUUGGCCAGGCUGGCAUUUCAUUGCCUUGCAUGAGGAUAUCCUCGUACAUCAAAGACAUCACGAAUAAUGGAGGCAGAACGUAAGAGCAUAUCAAUUGUAUUUCAGUGGUGGAAGAAUCAAUGAAUCGAGGGCCACUGGAGAAGGAGAGAGGGGGCAGCAAAAAGGACGGGGUGAAGAUGGCCCCCAGCACAGAGAGAAAACGUCGAUUUAGACAGACGAACGGGGCGAGCCCAAGUUUGCCAGCGAUGCAAUUUACCUUACUUCUCGUUUUCACGAGC
Molecule: messenger RNA, 2577 nt
Organism: Colletotrichum scovillei
Lineage: Eukaryota; Fungi; Ascomycota; Sordariomycetes; Glomerellales; Glomerellaceae
Exons: 2
Coding region: 923-1789 (288 amino acids)
Source: RefSeq, a predicted model, not a curated record